Messenger RNA from Punctularia strigosozonata HHB-11173 SS5, 551 nucleotides. RefSeq lists its product as uncharacterized. The annotation marks the transcript as partial. NCBI's taxonomy places the organism in Eukaryota, Fungi, Basidiomycota, Agaricomycetes, Corticiales, Punctulariaceae. The transcript is spliced from 5 exons. The record is from RefSeq and is a predicted model, not a curated record.
ACGAUACAUCGAUGUCUUCCUUCAGAGAUCGCGUUGGCACCCAGAUAUUCACGGAUCCGAUUCCCCAAUGGGGUUAUUUCCAACAGGUCCACGAAUGGGCCGCUAAAAAUCAUUUCACUCUGGAGUGGCGAUUCGACUGCAGUGGACCCCCCCACACGCCGACAUACGUGGCCGUGCCCCUCAUGAACGGAGAAGAGCUCUCUGAGUACCAGGGGAUGGCAACAACCAAGAAGGGCGCCCGUGAGCUGGCUUCCAAGGCUCUGGCCCUAUCUGGCCAUUGCUGAGCGGUACCGGUUCUCUUCAGAUCCCGCGGUCCUGCGGGGCCUGAUGGGAACCGGGCGUAAGGUCAACGGUAGCUGACCCUAGUUCGUCGAUGCAUUGGUGGCCUCGAUGCAUCGGGACUCGGUGCCAGCUCCACGACCAGCGACCAGAUCCGCGCCAUUCAACCUCGGCGCUGGCCCGGCCGCUGGACAUAAUCAACCACUGGUCUCGUUUUGUACUUGUAAUUGUAGCAUUCGAAUAGCACUCUAAACGCGAAUGGAAUAGCACAU